Molecule: messenger RNA, 3029 nt
Organism: Engraulis encrasicolus (European anchovy)
Lineage: Eukaryota; Metazoa; Chordata; Actinopteri; Clupeiformes; Engraulidae
Gene: hoxb10a
Product: homeobox B10a
Exons: 2
Coding region: 1035-2174 (379 amino acids)
Biological process (GO): regulation of transcription by RNA polymerase II
Cellular component (GO): nucleus
Molecular function (GO): RNA polymerase II cis-regulatory region sequence-specific DNA binding; DNA-binding transcription factor activity, RNA polymerase II-specific
Source: RefSeq, a predicted model, not a curated record
UGGGAAUGUUGUGCGUAAAAUACAGACUUCAUUAUUCAGCGUGUAUGUGCAGGUUCCAUAUUCCAAGUGGGCACAUUAAUGCGUUGAAAAUACAAAGAGAUAUUGAUUAAAGUGCAAAUACACAUUGGCUGGACAAUGUUGGGACAGUGUCAGGAUUGGGUGUGUAUAGGUUUGCUAAAAAAUAAUCGCAUGAAGUGAAAUGAAUUAUUUCACAAUGAGACGGUUUGGUUCAUGUUACGAUGAUUGAAUUCUCAACAUAUUUUAAGGCCUACUUUCAGUAGUAUCCGUAUGUGCCAAUAUAUAAAUGGUAUUGUUGUCCUAUUUUAGGCCUAACAAAGGAUACUAAUCAUGGAUAGCUCUUGAAUUAACUGCAGUUAUAUUAUCCUUGGGCAGCACUAGGCCCUAUAGUAAAGCUUAAAUAAUUGUGGCCGGUCGCUGUGAAGUUGAUUGUGUUGUUGUUGGGUAUUUAGUGGUGCGUCAUUUCCCCACUUACAUGGUAUGUAUGACGUUAUUCUGGUGAGUGAUAAUGGUUUAUUAAUAUUGCAUCCAUGUCGAGGCCCCUUAUGAGAAGAAACAAGAGAAAGCCGGAACCUAAGCUUAUUGGGCGUAUCCAAAUACUUUUCCCCAAAGACCCAAUUUCUCUAAAGAGUUACAUUUUCACGCGUAAAAUACGGUUUAUAAUCGCAUACUUUGAAAUGGGAGGUUGGUUGUAAGGAAUACACCGUCCUUCAAAAUCUGCAGAAUACUAUGCCACAGUGGACAAGGGCCUCGAAAAUAUAACGACCAUCGAACCUGUCUGGUGAAACCGGACUUAGUAGUCCAAUUGGCAUACAAAUUGAAUGUUUUUCCUUUCCAAUUUGUGCUCGGUUAUAUAUUUUGGAGAAGCGGAAUCUGCAACAUAUUUUGAAAAAUCAAUAAUACAGGAGGGUUCGUCUGGGAGACUGUAGCACUUGAAUGAAGACUGCGCCGCAAGGGGCGGAGCUUGCCCGUGAACCCCAGCCGCUAUUGGCCCCCACACAGGAAGCAGCCCAAGAAUGCUUUUCUGCUUGAAAAGCCAAUUGAGAACGACCCUUUUGCCUUCGCCAAAACAUGCCCUCGCAAUGUCAUGCUCCCAAAGAUCCGUUUUCACGGCGUCCACGAUUAACUCUUUCAUGAGCCUCGGUCCGAAAAAUCCCCCUCGCGUCGGCUAUCCUGACGUCCAGGACAGUCCGGCUGGCCAUGUUCAACCGGACUGGACUCCUGUGCCAGAACCGGCCCUCCCCGGAGCAAUGAACCACCAGCAGCCGUCGCCGCCACAGGAGUCCAUGGCUCUGCCGCGGCACCACUUCCACGACGCAGAGGUGAGCUGGCGGGAGCCCCACUUGAGCCCGCUGCGUGUUCUGCAGGUGAGCGCGUGCCCUUUUGGCGCUUCCAAAGGCAAAGAUGACUCCUCCUAUUUCCCCUUGGAGUCGGACGAGCUCUCCACACCGCUAGCAGAUGUCCCAACCUUCACCAGGCUCAUGACAGGAAUGAACUCGGUGAAUGGCGGCAGCGCAGGUCCCAUCCAGGGCUUCUUUCGCUCGGACACGUCCUACCACCAGCCUCUUAAACUUCACGAGUAUGCCGACCCAGAGUUGCGCCCCACCACUUCGCCAGUGGCACCCCUCGCCGAGUCGUGCCAGUUGUACAACCUGAAUUUCCCUGCGCAGCCCAGCCCAAACUCUGACGGCAAGCUUGUUAGCGAUAACUUAGUGGUCGACAGCAGUGAAUGUCGAAGCCACCGGAGCGAUAGCAGCAGCAACAUGACUCUGAACGGUAGUCACACCAACUCAGACGACGCAGACUCUUGUUUACGACGAGACAACCCCCUCACAGAAUAUUCCGAGGCGGAAAAAACGCCUAGACAGGACAUACAAGAAGACGUGGAUAAGUUCAGGAACGCGGCCAGUGGCUGGCUGUGCGCUAAAGCUGGCCGGAAGAAGCGCUGCCCUUACACCAAACACCAGACCCUGGAGCUGGAGAAGGAGUUCCUCUUUAAUAUGUACCUGACUCGCGAGCGCCGCCUGGAGAUCAGUCGGAGUGUUAACCUCACCGACCGACAAGUGAAAAUCUGGUUUCAGAAUCGCCGAAUGAAGCAGAAAAAGAUGUCGCGGGAGCACAGGACCAGGGACAUCCCAUCCCAUUUCCCCAUCUAAGCAGUCUUGCAGGCCCUCUCCUCGGAGCUAGUCCUCCCUGCUAACACGUAGUCCGUUUGAAGCGCACACAUUAUAGAGGCGAUGCAGUGUGAUGCAGCAUCUGAGCUAGUGAGAACGCCACAUGCUUUGGUGGAUAGCAGCCAAGGAUUCACAACAAGGAGGAUGGAACGGCUGAAAUGACACGAAAGGGGGAUCCAGCGCACGUGCAUGGAGGCAGCCCAAGAAUCUGAGCCCUGACUCCAUCUGACUGGACCUGAACAUUUAUUUCAAUAGAAUAUUUAAGAAGAAUGUCAUUGUUUUGUCUUUAACUCGUUUAUUCAACAGCAUCUUACAAAAUGCACUUUAUGUCCUACUGCAACAAAAUAUGAGUUGAUCCAUCUUUCAUGUUGGGCACAUAGAUGGGACGUAGCCUAUUCCUCUGUGGAGCCGCCAGAAAAUGCCUUUGAUAUGAAGAUUGUGCUGUUUACAAUCUCUGGCGUUUGGACACACUUAAAAAGGAAUUAAUUUAUCACGUGAGCACUAUUUUAUUUAUUCGCAAAUGCAUGCUCAACCUAGAUGUAUUGGUAAGCUAAACGCUUACGUCAACAAGGAGCACAACGUGUUAAAGCCUGUAAGAGUUUUAUAAGCAAUGUAAUGUUUAAGGAAGUCUUCAGAGUUUCACUUCUGAAUACAUCAGUAUUUAGUAGAGUCUUGGUGAAUUUUGCUGUACAUUUUGGGUCAGCGAGUUGUGUUCUUUAGGGAGCAUGAUUGAAUGUAUUUCUAUGUUUGUGGUAGCUAGUCUUGUCUUGUGUUUUUUAUCCGUGCAUUUUGAAUAAAUAAUUCUACAUUUCCUGGACACAGCAGCUAUACUUUUAA